GCUAGGCGGCUGCGCCGAGGGAGCGACGGGGCGGCGGCGGUGCGGGUGAGGUGCGAGGCGAAGCGCGCAGCGUGCAACUCUGGAGGAGCGGAUGUUAAGUCAGAGUACAGCAGAAAAUGUCCACCGAACGAACUUCCUGGACAAACCUGUCCACUAUUCAGAAAAUAGCCCUGGGCCUGGGAAUUCCAGCAAGUGCAACAGUUGCCUACAUCCUCUAUCGUCGAUAUAGGGAAAGUAGAGAAGAGAGAUUGACAUUUGUUGGAGAAGAUGACAUUGAAAUAGAGAUGCGAGUUCCCCAAGAAGCUGUGAAGCUCAUCAUUGGUCGACAAGGAGCCAAUAUUAAACAGCUGCGGAAGCAGACAGGUGCUCGGAUUGAUGUGGACACGGAGGAUGUAGGCGAUGAGCGGGUGCUGCUGAUCAGUGGUUUUCCUGUUCAGGUGUGCAAGGCCAAAGCAGCAAUCCAUCAAAUCCUGACAGAGAACACCCCAGUGUUUGAGCAACUCUCUGUCCCCCAGAGAUCUGUGGGCAGAAUCAUAGGGAGAGGCGGUGAGACCAUUCGUUCUAUCUGUAAGGCUUCUGGAGCCAAAAUCACUUGCGACAAGGAAUCAGAGGGAACAUUACUACUCUCACGACUUAUAAAAAUCUCAGGAACACAGAAGGAAGUGGCUGCAGCCAAGCAUCUGAUACUGGAGAAAGUUUCAGAAGAUGAGGAACUUCGGAAGAGAAUUGCCCAUUCUGCAGAAACCAGAGUCCCCCGAAAGCAGCCAAUCAGCGUGAGAAGAGAGGAAGUGACAGAGCCUGGUGGAGCUGGAGAAGCAGCUUUAUGGAAAAAUACAAAUUCUAGCAUGGGACCAGCUGCACCCCUGGAAGUUCCUCUCCGCAAAGGAGGUGGUGAUAUGGUUGUUGUAGGACCAAAAGAAGGUUCCUGGGAGAAACCUAAUGAUGACAGCUUUCAGAAUUCUGGUGCCCAGAGCAGUCCAGAGACGUCUAUGUUUGAAAUUCCCAGUCCUGACUUCAGUUUCCAUGCUGAUGAGUACCUAGAAGUCUACGUUUCUGCUUCUGAACACCCUAACCACUUCUGGAUCCAGAUCAUUGGUUCCCGCAGCCUACAGUUGGAUAAACUUGUCAGUGAGAUGACCCAGCACUAUGAGAAUAGUCUGCCUGAAGACCUGACUGUGCAUGUAGGAGACAUUGUAGCAGCACCCUUAUCUACAAAUGGUUCCUGGUAUCGAGCCCGGGUUCUGGGAACCUUGGAAAAUGGAAACUUGGACCUCUACUUUGUUGACUUUGGAGAUAAUGGAGAUUGCCCACUAAAGGAUCUCAGGGCUCUCAGGAGUGACUUUCUAAGCCUCCCAUUUCAAGCAAUAGAAUGCAGUCUGGCACGGAUUGCCCCCUCAGGUGAAGAGUGGGAAGAGGAAGCUCUAGAUGAGUUUGACAGACUCACUCACUGUGCUGACUGGAAGCCCCUGGUGGCCAAGAUUUCUAGCUAUGUACAGACUGGAAUUUCAACUUGGCCAAAGGUCUAUUUAUAUGAUACCAGCAAUGGGAAGAAACUUGAUAUUGGGCUAGAAUUAGUUCGUAAAGGAUAUGCAGUUGAACUUCCUGAAGACAUGGAAGAAAAUAGAACUGUCCCAGAUAUGUUGAAGGACAUGGCCACAGAAACAGAUGAUUCUCUUGCAAGCAUACUCACUGAGACAAAAAAGAGCCCUGAAGAAAUACCACAUACCCUGUCCUGCCUCAGCUUAUCAGAAGCUGCCUCUAUGUCUGGUGAUGAUAACCUUGAAGAUGACUUAUUCUGAAAUUUGGGCUUCAGCUGCUGGAUCAGCCAUCUGCUUUGCUGUGGUGUGGUGCCAGGAGAGAGGAGUCUAUGAUAAGAGAUCCAUGAAGUUCUUUACUUCACAUGGUAUGACUUGCUGUGGAUCAGAUCCAUUUCCAUUCCGUUGGACUUACCAGAAAGUGACAGACCGAGACAAAUGGAACCAGAUUUCUCCACUUCACUCCUCUGGUUCCUCCCCUAUCUUUCAAUGCUGGAAUGCUGCUGUAUAAUUCCCAGCCUCUUCAUAGCAGGUUCAGUUCCCUGCCAGUGAUAAUUUGCAUUACUGCUAGGCUAUGGUUUUUUUGUGGGGUUUUUUUUGUAUGUUUUGUUUGUUUGUUUUUUGAGGCUGGGAAACAGCCAAGGUUCGGGCAUUGGAAGUGAGGAUUCUGCAGAUUUCUGACUCACCUUAUUAGUGACUAUAGUUAUAGGAAGUAUUGGUGGACUCAGAAGACUGCAGUUGUCAGGAGAUAAGGCAAAAAUCAGCAUAAAUAUAUUUAAAAGCCUCAUGGGAGGGGAAGAGUGCGCUACCUCUCACUCUCAGUUGCUGGGGCUGUUGGAGACAGGCGUGAUGAAGCAGUCCUCCAGCUGUUUCUUUGUGAACUUUAGUUAAAGUACAACUAGAAAACGCAAUCUAGGAAAUGUUGUAAACUGCAAAUAUGUGUCUGUGUAUACACACAACUAGAAAAAGAAUGAAUGUAUAGUUCUGCUUAAAUAAUUUGGGGAAUUGUUUGCUAAAUAAAGUUCUCAAAAAAACUU
This is a messenger RNA of Rattus rattus (black rat), 2572 nucleotides long. It is a transcript of the gene Tdrkh, whose product is annotated as tudor and KH domain containing. Gene Ontology annotation, molecular function: mRNA binding. The record is from RefSeq and is a predicted model, not a curated record. Gene Ontology annotation, cellular component: nucleus; cytoplasm. Gene Ontology annotation, biological process: regulation of gene expression; spermatogenesis. Bases 117 to 1799 code for a protein of 560 amino acids. The transcript has 14 exons. NCBI's taxonomy places the organism in Eukaryota, Metazoa, Chordata, Mammalia, Rodentia, Muridae.